Molecule: messenger RNA, 3481 nt
Organism: Salmo salar (Atlantic salmon)
Lineage: Eukaryota; Metazoa; Chordata; Actinopteri; Salmoniformes; Salmonidae
Gene: pnpla1
Product: patatin-like phospholipase domain containing 1
Biological process (GO): triglyceride catabolic process; lipid homeostasis
Cellular component (GO): cytoplasm; membrane; lipid droplet
Molecular function (GO): triacylglycerol lipase activity
Source: RefSeq, a predicted model, not a curated record
AGCCUGAUAUCGUCUCCUCGGACACCAAAAGAUAACAAGCCCUGAUAUCGUCUCCUCGUCUCCUCGGACACCAAAAGAUAACAAGCCUGAUAUCGUCUCCUCGUCUCCUCGGACACCAACAACAGUGAAAGUCAAGUGUAGUUUAUUGUCGUUCCUGUAUCCUAAACAUGUCUCCAUCGAGGUCUGUUGAGGCUCCUUUCUCCAGUGGGCAGUAUGUGUCUUGUCAGUCUGUGCCUGUUCCUCUGUCCAUCUCCUUCUCUGGAUCGGGGUUCCUGGCUACGUACCAGUUGGGUGUGGCCCAGAGCAUGCUGGACCGGUCCCCCUGGGUGCUGCAGGCGGCCCCUAAGGUCAUGGGGGCCUCAGCCGGAUCCCUGGUAGCCGCGGCCGUAGUCUGUGGAUCCAGUCUGGACAUGGUGCGAGAUGAGAUGCUGAGGUUUGUGCGGCAGAUGAGGGGCCAUGUCCUGGGGCCGCUGCAUCCUGCGGGGAACGUGUCUGUGUGGAUAGAGCGCAUGCUGCGCCUCUUGCUACCGGCCAACGCCCACAUCAUGGCCAGCGGACGCCUGGCCAUCGCCAUGACGCGCAUCCCAGACGGACAGAACAUCAUGGUGUCAAAGUUCACGUCCAGAGAGGACGUGGUACAGGCGCUGUUGUGCGGUUGCUUUCUGCCUGGGUACUGCGGUAUACAGCCACCAAGUUACAAAGGAGUGCAUUACGUGGACGGGGGUUUCUCCAGUAUCCAGCCGACCAACUCCUGCCCGAUUGGCCACACCAUCACUGUGUCUCCAUUCGCUGGUGAGACGGACAUCUGCCCAAAAGACCCCGCCCCACUGUGUGACCUCGUGGUGAGCGGAGCGAACCUCCACUGCAGUCUUGUCAACGGUUAUCGGAUCCUAGACGCCAUCUACCCCUACAACUGGGAGGCUCUGGACAAGGCCUACCACAGUGGAUACAGAGACGGCCUUCACUUCCUACAAACCAGUGACCUGGUCCCAUGUCUGCCUCUUCUUAACACCCCAUCAGAGCCACACUUCUCACCUCCUCCUAAUGGAUGGACAGAUCUGGAGACAGACCAGGAGGAGGAGGAGGAGGAGGAGGAGGAGGAGGAGAAGGAAGAGGGAAAGCAGAAAGAAGAGGAGGAACAGGUAGAGAGGAGGCAGAUGAAGAGAUGGGAGCAAGAGGAGUAUGAAGAUGAUGAAGAGGAGGAGGAGGAGGAAGAAGAAUGGGUAGAUGAGGUGAAUGUGUGGUCCUCCCUGGCAGAGACCAGAGGCAGUCAGAGAAACUCUUCUCUUGAAGGGGGAGAUCUACCUUGGCAUCUGUCAACCCUGGAGCAGGUCAUGUACCUAGCGCUGCCCACCUGGAUAAACACAGCGUUGCUAUGCAACAUCAUGGGGUUGCCGUGGACUCACUCCCUACUCCGUGUGAUGUCACACCUGCUCCUCCCCUUCACCGUGCUACUCAGCUUCCUGAUUGAAAAUACACACAGGAUGGGAGUUUUAGGGUUCUGGCUGUGGCAGGAUCUACGCCAGAUCACCUUCUAUUUCAUGGACAUCCUGGUCUCCAGCCUCCGUAGAAACCUACAGGACAGGGUACUACCUCCUCUCUUCCUGCCCGUGAUGACAGAGGUGCGGGCGGAGUAUGAGGGUCUGGGAAAGACCCCCCAGGGACAGCUGUGUUCCACCCUCCGCCUCCACCUCUCCUCCCUCACCUCUUUCUCAUCCCCCUCUUCAUCCUCUCCUCCCUCACCAGACUCCAACCAGUACACGAUCUUACUCCGCUUGGAUCUGGAGCGAGGGGAUGUAGAGAGGGAGGGAGAGGAGGAGGUGGAGACGACCCCCACCAUACCUCUCUAUCCUGGGCUGAAAGAGGGGAGGAUGAAGAGAGACCUUGGUUGAACCCUGAAGCACCCCAUCCUAAUAAAACAAACCUUGGUUGAACCCUGAGGCACCCCAUCCUAAUAAAACAGACCUUGGUUGAACCCUGAGGCACCCCAUCCUAAUAAAACAAACCUUGGUUGAACCCUGAGUCACCCCAUCCUAAUAAAACAGACCUUGGUUGAACCCUGAAGCACCCCAUCCUAAUAAAACAGACCUUGGUUGAACCCCGAGGCACCCCUUCCUAAUAAAACAGACCUUGGUUGAACCCUGAAGCACCCCAUCCUAAUAAAACAGACCUUGGUUGAACCCUGAGGCACCCCAUCCUAAUAAAACAGACCUUGGUUGAACCCUGAAGCACCCCAUCCUAAUAAAACAGACCUUGGUUGAACCCCGAGGCACCCCUUCCUAAUAAAACAGACCUUGGUUGAACCCCGAGUCACCCCAUCCUAAUAUAACAGAUCUUGGUUGAACCCUGAGUCAUCCCAUGCUAAUAUAACAGAUCUUGGUUGAACCCACCCUGAAGGCACAACCUUCAGAAAUCAGAAUUAAAAAAAAAACAAUCUGUUUGAGUGGACUAAAAUAGUUGUCUACUGACCAAAAUAUUCAAGGCCAAGCAUUAAACUUCCUAGUCUCGAAACAGUUUGCGUAUAUAUUAAGAUGUCAUAUCGUUUCGGUGCUCAGAAUAGUUUUUGUUGUUGAGGCUUGUCGAAAUUCGGUAGCCGAAGUGUACGCGCCCCUUCGUUGGUUAUUGGCCAACAGCAGGGAUUCUUCAGUGAAGUGUGUCUUGUCGUUCAACGACAGACGAUUCAUUUUCAUGCACAUUUUUCACUUGAGAAAUACUGCACCGACAUCUUAGUUAGAUGUAGAAUUGUGUGACUAAGAUCUUCUCGGCAAAAAAAAACCGUCAAAAUGAAUUACCGAUUUCUCGUUCUGCUAGGAACAAACCAAACCUACUGUAUGUAUGCAGACUCCUUGAGUCAAUGUCAGCCUAGUCGACUCCCAGGGGUCAAGGAGUCGAGGGAAUCGACUCUUUAUUGUAGUCGACUCCCAGUGGUCAAGGAGUCGAGGGAAUCAACACUUUUGGAGUCAACUCCCAGUGGUCAAGGAGUCGAGGGAAUCAACUCUUUUAGAGUCGACUCCCAGUGGUCAAGGAGUCGAGGGAAUCAACUCUUUUUGAGUCGACUCUCCACCACUAUUAUCAACUGCCCCAGUGAAUUGCCAACUUUUCAGUCACAAUUAGCUUUUUUUCAUGUAAUUAUUUGCAUGAUAUUGAUCAAGUGAAGGUAGGCCGGAAAAAUAAUAUAGAAGCUAGCUAUUGUUUAGGUAGUGUUGCCUGACGUCAGCAUCCAGCUAACUAAUUAGCUAACUUAGCUAGUAAGUUAGCUUGUAUUUGGGGAGGAUGCAGACAAUUUGUUUAGCAUUGCUACCUAGCUCUGUAUAAUAUGAAUGGCACUGUAUAAUAACGUUACUGUUGUAUUCGUAUGAGAGGGGUAAACGUUCAUUUUUGCGACGCUGAAAUUACUUGAUGAAGCAAAUGUUGUUAGCUAACGUUCGCUAGCUAGCUAACAGCUGAGUGUAUAAAUGAGAAAAUAAACCAUUGAAACGUC